Capsella rubella is the source of this 2261-nucleotide messenger RNA. Its product is annotated as protein CHUP1, chloroplastic. Gene Ontology annotation, biological process: chloroplast organization. The transcript has 6 exons. Lineage: Eukaryota; Viridiplantae; Streptophyta; Magnoliopsida; Brassicales; Brassicaceae. Bases 158 to 2101 code for a protein of 647 amino acids. The record is from RefSeq and is a predicted model, not a curated record. Gene Ontology annotation, cellular component: chloroplast outer membrane.
CAAAGGCCCAAACUUUGAAUCAUCACUAUCACUCUCUCUCUCUCAAGAAACUGCACGGACAACGACAUGCUUUUAAUUUUCCAUGCAAAUCACUCCUUUCUUCUCAAGUAACCAUUUUUGAAAUUGAAGCUCUCUCUUAUCAUCAUCAUCAUCAUCAAUGGUGGCUGGUGGUAAGGUUCGUGUAACAAUGGGUUUUCACAAAUCACCUUCGACCAAGAAAACUAAAGACAUCACUUCUCCUCUUCCUUUACCUCUUCCUCCUCCACCUCCUCCUCCCUCUCUUAAACCGCCUUCUUCCGGUUCUGCUACUAAACCGUCUACUAAUCCUGGUAAACCGGGUUUCACUCGCUCUUUCGGCGUUUACUUCCCACGCGCUUCCGCUCAAGUCCACGCCGCUGCAGCUGCUUCUUCACAUAACGGCGUCGUCUCUGAGCUCCGUCGUCAGGUCGAGGAGCUUCGUGAGAGAGAAGCUCUGUUGAAAACAGAGGUCCUCGAGCUUAAGCUUCUCCGAGAAUCCGUUUCCGUUAUUCCGCUGCUCGAAUCGCAGAUCGCCGAGAAGAACGGCGAAGUCGAGGAGUUGAGGAAAGAGACGGCGAGGUUAGCGGAGGAGAACGAGGCAUUACGGCGAGAGUUUGACCGGAGCGAGGAAAUGAGGAGAGAGAGUGAGAGGAGAGAGAAGGAAAUGGAGGCGGAGAUGGUUGAGCUUCGGAAACUUGUUGCGUCGGAGAGUGACGACCACGGUCUCUCGAAUUCGCAGAGGUUUCAGGGUUUAAUGGAUGUGUCGGCGAAGUCUAAUCUAAUCAGAAGUUUAAAACGGGUCGGGUCGUUGAAGAACAUACCCGACCCGAUUCAGCACCAAGAGAACCACAAAAGCGUUUCUUCAUGCGGUGACGCCGACGGCGACAUUUACAGGAAAGACGAAAUCGAGAAUUAUUCUCGGAGUUGUAACUCGGACGAACUCACUGAGUCGUCGUCACUCUCAACCGUCAGAUCUAGGAUUCCGAGAGUCCCUAAACCACCGCCGAAACGCUCAUUUUCAUUAGGUGAUUGCACGGAGAACAGAGUAGAUCCGCCGCCGCAGAAAUCGAUUCCGCCUCCUCCUCCGCCUCCGCCACCGCUUCUUCAACAACCUCCACCACCACCACCACCACCUCCGUCUGUUUCUAAAGCUCUCCCUCCGCCUCCUCCACCGCCGCCGCCGAAGAGUUUAGGCAUUGCGUCGGCAAAAGUGAGAAGAGUUCCGGAAGUCGUGGAGUUUUACCACUCGUUGAUGCGAAGAGACUCGACAAACUCGAGAAGAGAUUCAACCGGCGGUGGUAACCCCGCCGCAGAGGCAAUACUCGCAAGUUCCAAUGCCAGAGACAUGAUCGGAGAAAUAGAAAACCGAUCGGUUUAUCUCCUCGCGAUAAAAACCGAUGUGGAGACGCAAGGAGAUUUCAUAAGGUUCUUGAUCAAAGAAGUCGAAAACGCUGCGUUUUCAGAUAUUCAAGACGUUGUCCCCUUCGUCAAAUGGCUCGACGACGAACUCUCUUACUUGGUUGAUGAGAGAGCAGUGUUGAAACACUUCGAAUGGCCGGAGCAAAAAGCAGAUGCGUUACGUGAAGCAGCGUUUUGUUAUUUCGAUCUGAAGAAGCUCAUAUCAGAAGCUUCUCGUUUCCGAGAAGAUCCUCGUCAAUCAUCAGGCUCUGCUCUUAAAAAAAUGCAAGCUUUGUUUGAAAAGUUAGAGCAUGGUGUUUAUAGUUUGUCGAGGAUGAAAGAAUCGGCGGCGACAAAGUUCAAAAGUUUCCAGAUUCCGGUUGACUGGAUGCUUGAAACCGGCAUUACUAGCCAGAUUAAACUGGCAUCCGUGAAACUAGCGAUGAAGUAUAUGAAGAGAGUAUCAGCAGAGCUCGAAGCCACUGGAGGUGGUGGUCCUGAAGAGGAAGAGCUUAUUGUUCAAGGUGUUAGAUUCGCAUUCCGUGUUCAUCAGUUUGCUGGAGGAUUUGAUGCAGAGACAAUGAGGGCGUUUCAAGAGCUAAGGGAUAAAGCGAGAUCAUGUCAUGUUCAGUGUCAAAGCCAAACACAUCAACAUAAACUUUGUUUUCGAUCUACCCCUUGUUGAAGAAGCAACCUUAGCUUCGUAUACCUUUUACCUCACUUGUCUGUUGUCAUAUCCUCUAUUUAAUUUGUUUUUUUUCUUUUCUUUAAAAACAUAACUCUUGUGAAUAUAUGUUCUUUUCUUGCUGAGAAAGAGGAUAAAACAGAUCAUAUUCAAUCGAAAA